This is a messenger RNA of Odocoileus virginianus texanus, 6243 nucleotides long. Lineage: Eukaryota; Metazoa; Chordata; Mammalia; Artiodactyla; Cervidae. The record is from RefSeq and is a predicted model, not a curated record.
UGGCAGGCUACAGUCCAUGGGGUCGCAAGAGUCAGACAUGACUUAGCGACUAAACCACUACCACCAAAUCAAAACCAUUCCUCUCUUCAGAGAAGUAUAAUUGAAUUCAGAGUCUCUGCAACAUAACAGAUUGCAGAGUCUUUGCAAUCCAAAGUUACUCCACAUGCAAAGAGCCGGGGUGCUGUGAACCAUCCUCAAGGGAAAAUACAAUCAACAGACUCUCAUCAUGUGAUGACUCAGGUGUUGGGUGAUUAGACAAGCACUUAAGAGCCAACGAAGUAACUGUGUUCAGUGACGUAAAGGAAAAUACACUCCUAGUGAACGAAAACAUAGGAAAUCUCAGCAGAGGGAUAGAAAAUGUUUUUUAAAACCAGCCAAAUGGAAAUUUUAGAAUUGAAAAAUAUAACACUUGAAAGAAAACAUUCACUGAAUGGGCAUAAUAGACUGGAAAGGACAAGAUGUAGUCAUAGACUUCAAAGACAGAUGAGUAGAAAUCAUCUGGUCUGGAGACAAACUGGGGAAGUGAUGGGGGAAAGCAAGAGGAGCCUUAGGGACUCACAGAGCAGCGAGAAGCGUGAAAUGCACGGUGACUGUGGGGCCCAGAGGGGAGGCAAGAGGCACGGUGGGGCAGGAGAAGUGCUUGAAGAACAGACUCUCCCAAUACGGUGAAAAACAUAGAUUUAUAGAUUAAAGAAGCUCAAGGAGUCUCAAACCGGGUGAAUGUGACUAAAACCACACUUGGGCACAUCAUUUUUAAGUUAUUGAACACUUUAAGAUUCACUUUAAAAAUCUUGAAAGCAGCCAGAGAAAAACAACAGAUUAUAUACACACAGUGCUGCAAACACUAGGAACUUAUCAUCAGAAGGCCAGUGGAGUGCUGGAAGAAAGUCAACCUCCCAGCAGCGUGUGCUAAAUACAGAUAGUUUCAGAAAAAGGAAAGCUGAUAGAAUUUGUUGCCGUCAUCUGUGUACUGUCAGAAAUGCUAAAGGAAGUUUUUCCUGGCUGAAGGUAAAUGCUAUGAGAGUGAAACUCAGAUCUUUAUGAGCAAGUGACGAGCAUCAAAAAGAGUAAAUAGCUGGAGAAAUGUCUUCUUUAAAGUAUGUAUUUAGGGACUUCCCUGGCGGUCCAGUGAUUUACAAUUCCACAGAAAAAGGUGAAAUAUGUAUUUAAAGAAAAAAAUCAGAACGUGUCUUGAGUUUGUAAUGCAUGCAGUGAAAUGUGCAUGAUGGCCAUCACAUGAAGGUUCACAGAUCUGCAGGUUCUGCCUUGACACGUCGUGCUGUAGUGUUCUAAGCAGGCUGUGAAACAGGGUCAGAGCAACAACCAUGAAAUAAUGCAGAGAACCAUAACUAAAGAACUAGAAGAUAAAUUGAAAGGGAACUUAAAAAAAAUUCAAAUAAUAUAAAAGAAAGCAGGAAAGAGAAGUAAAACACUGCAGAGAUGAACAGAAAACAAAUAAAACAGUAGCCUUAAACCCAACCACAGUGUCAUUAUACACUUGCCAAAGCCCAACAUCAAAAGUGAUCCUGUUGUAAACAUGGACUUGAGGCAAGAGUGAUGUGCCCGUGUAGGUUCGUCAGAGUACUUCUCUGGGGCAGGAUGUUAAUAGUGGGAGAGGCUCUGCUUGUGUGUGGGCAGCAGGUGUAUGAAACUCUCUUCCUUCCUGCUUAGUUGGGCGGUGAACAAAAACUUCUAAAAAAAAUAAUUUUUUAUGUAUUAAGACAAAGGAACAAGUAGAAAACAAAUAAUAAAAUGGUAGACCUAAGUCUAACCACAGUGAUAUUUACAUUAAUUAUUAGUGGACUAAACUCUCCAGUUAAAAGUUAGAAAUGAUAAGAAUGAGUAAUAAGCAAGAUCCUAUGACAUGCUGUCUAUGGGAGAUUCACUUUAAGUAUAAAAAUCACAAGCUGAAAAUAAGUGGAUGCAAAAUGUGUAUGUAUACAAAUAGCACAAGAUGGCUGGAGUGGCUGUACUAAUAUCAGGUAAAGUAGGUUCAAGAUGAGUAUUACCAAAGAGAACCGGAAAAUUCUAGUGAUAAAGAGGUUGUUUCAUCAGAAAAACAUCAGUUACAAAUGCACCCAAUAAAGGAAAUAAUAAGCAAUUCCACAAUCAUAGGCAAUUUUAACACUUUCUCUCACCAGUUGUUAGAACAAAAGACCUAAAGAAAUCAGUGAAGACAUAGAGGGUCUGAACAGUGUUCCUGGAAUCUUGACCUGAGUGUUGUUUAUAGAGCCACACCCAUCAGAAGCAAAACACAGAUUCCUUCAAGUGCAUGUUGUCUAACAUAGACCAAAUGCUGUGCCCUGAAACAAGCCUCCAGGAAAGGUAAAGAAGAAAAGCUGCAUUUAUUUGCAUAGGACAUGAUUAUUUAUGUAGACGAUGCUAAGAAAUCUGAAAAACUGCUUAGGAUGGAAAAAAGCAAGAACCAUUAGAGAAAAAAUGGUUGCAGUUAAUUUUAUGAAAAUGAAACAUUUGUUCUUCUAAAGAGACCCAUAAGAAAAUGAAAAGACAAGUCACAGAAUGGGAGAAAUGUCUGCAGUACACAUACCUGGCAAAGGACAUGUGAAGAGCUAGCACAUAAUAAUAGAAAAACAACUCAGCCGAACACUGGCCCAGAGAUAUGAAUAGACUCGUCACAAGAGAUGUAAGGUGUGUGAGUGGCCCACAAGCAGGACAGAGGUGCUUACCAUAUCUAGUUGCAGAAACACAGAUGGGAACAGAAGAGAGCCGCCGCCUACCUGCCAGUGUGUGAUCACGACCUGGUGUGGCUAGAACAGGUGAGGCGCUCAGAGCUUCGGGGGCUGCAUGUGGGGCCAUGGCGGAGAACAGCUGGGCGUUAGCUUCCCAGAGUUACCUUGACCCAGUGCUUCCAGAUGUUGACCCAAGAAGAAGGAAGGCAAGUGACCAUGCAGGAACGGGCCCAAGAAUGUCCUCGGCAGUGUUAGCCAAAAUGCGGAAAUAGCCAUGUGGCCAUUGGCAGGCAGUGGGCAGGGGAAGUGUCCUCACGGUGGAUGCCACUGAGUCAUGAGAGGGCAAAGUACAGAGGAAUUCAAAGAUCCCUAUGGCUGUGCUGAUGGGCCGGAGCCCAAACCAAGGUGCGUGGAUGGUGUGGUCCUUUCCCCUGAAAUUGCAGGAGACACAGUCCAUGUGUAGUGGUGGGGUCUGAGGAGGGACGGCAUGGUGUGCACACUUGUCAGUGGUGUCUGUUAAGAAGCAGAUGGAGGUGUCAGCUGAGCUGAUUCCUGAAUCAAAGGUGGCAGUGUGUGUGUGACACCAGUAGUUGCAACCGAGGGGACUUCACAUCCUAGCAAGGGGCCGAUGCCCCAGGGAAGAGCUGGUGUUUUUAACGGAGGUACUUGACUCCGGACUGGGGGAGCGCCAUCUGCUCUAUCAGCCUGGACUGAACCCAUCACAGAGUGAGCAACAGGACAGACCCCAGCCUGGGACCCCUGGGCCCUGGGCCAGUGGACGGAGCCGCUCGUCAUCCCCCAGGCCCAAGUGCGCUCUUUGAGAUACACCCUCCCUUGAACCUGAGCUCGUCUUCCUCAUGCUCAGCUUCCUCCAACAGCUGUUUUUAUUAAGAGAAAAGUCUUUUUAGAAGUGACUUUUGUGUGUUUGGGACAGAUUAUAAUUGUGGUUCCCACCUUGAAGAAAUUGGUUAAAAAUCCAGCUAACGUUUACUUCCAGGGUCGUGCAGGCUAGUGUGUUUCCCUGGUUACUCUAGAGAUGUGGCAGUGUGAGCACUAAAUCACCUGUGCUGUCUCAUCUCGAGUGGUUUCCGUGUUAGGAAGUUUACUUGAGGCCGGUGGUCCUAUUUCGUCUGUCUGCUCUCGGGACCCACCGCCCGCCAGAAGCUCUUGCCCAGGGCUCCCUGUGCUGUCGCCCCAGCUGGAGGUUGCUCACCCGAUCCUUCUGUGAUGACAGCAGGUGGGCAGCUCGUCUUCCUCUGACCGGCCUGGCCCUUCAGAGGCACACCCACCGCCCGACAGUUCUGUCUCUGGGUGAAAAUGCUGGAAAUUGAAUGCGGGUCUUACAAGGACAGGAUGAAGUGGUGGGUAGGAUGGCCAGCUCCCCUGACCCCUCCACUCAGGUUCAGCCUCCCUUCUGGGAAGCCACAGUGCACGGGCGGUGGAAAGCCAGAGGGAGGGAGGGAGUCUGUUGGAUCCUGAUCCGGGCGGGCCGAGCCCUGGGGGCUCCUGAAGGGAAGUCUGGCCGGACCCUGAGCCCCAAGGCCAAGGCCCAGAUGUGUCUGGCUGUGCUUGACCAGCAGCGGGGCCUCACCUGUCCACCUGGAUUUGCAGGCUGGGCUCCAGGGUUGUGACACUCUGGAGCCAGCGACCAAUCCCCCGACUGCUGAUCGAGGGUGGCGAGGGCCUGAAUGUCUGCGGCCCACGUCCAAGAGGGCCAGACCCUGCACUCCGGGACAUGGCGCUCCAGCGUGCCGUCCUCCUGGCUGGCCUCCUGGUGGAAGUUGCUAGCAGAUCCUCGGGAACUGCGCUGGACCUCUUCUUGGAGCUGAAAUGGAGUCUCCACAGAGCUGCCCACUGGCACUGGCCAGAGCUAGUGGGAUGGACAGAGAUGCCUGCUCCAGGCUCAACUCGGCCAGGUCAUGACUACCAAGUCAGUGACACAGGGUCAGCAGCCUGAGUGCUGUGUGGAUGCGGGGGACAUCAAUGCCACCUGCCCAGGCACUAGCCUGUGUGGCCCAGGCUGCUAUGGGCACCCAGCCGAGGAUGGGAGCGUCAGCUGCAUCCAGUGCAGGAACGGAACCCACAACAGCUCCGAGUGCAGAGGCCUCGCCGGCCGAGGUGCACAGUUCCCUGUGAACAAGAGCACAGGGAUGCCUGGGCGGCAGAGUGUCGGGGGCCCUCAGGUGGCCGCCUCCCUCUUCCUGGGGACGUUUCUCAUCAGCUCGGGCCUCAUCCUCUCCGUGGCUGCAUUCUUCUACCUCAAGCGAGCCAGCAAGCUGCCCAAGGUCUUCUAUGGAAGAAACAGAGCUCCCGCCCUGCAGCCUGGCGAAGCCGCCGUGAUGAUCCCCCCACCUCAGUCCUCAGUGCGGAAGCCGCGCUAUGUCCGGCGUGAGCGGCCCUUGGACAGGGAUGUGGGCCCCACCACUGUCUCCUCUGUGGAGGCCCGGGUGAGCAACGUCUGACCCCAAGGUCCACCCACAGCUCCACACACCGCAGAGGAGGGGCCCCCAUGCACAAAGGCUGGGUGCUGCCCAGCGAGACCUCGGGAUGGGCCCAGACACGGCCCUGGCUUGGCUCGUCUGAUUCCAGCCACAUAUGCAGAGGGGGAGCCACCCACCUGCAGGCCUUCCUCACCACACAUGGCACUCAGUAUGACCAACCCGGGGCAUCACUGCAGCCUCUGUCCCUGAGCCCAGGUGGGGAGCCAGGCACAUGGGGUCUGUGCCCCAUGGGAGAGACAGCCUGCAGGACCCUGGGUGCUCCUCUGCCCUGGAGCCCAUGGUGAGCAGAUUCCCUGCAUCCUAAGAGCAGUGAGGCCCAGGCCUUUGAGGUUCCAGCUGCGUCCACAUGGAGGUGGGAUGGGCCUGGGGACCGCCCGCCCACCGCAGACUCAGGCACCACAGGCUGUGCUGUGUUGCUGCCCAGUCCCAGGAGCUGCAGGACCGAGUUGCUUGGCUUUCUGCUGACUCCUGUGUGUGUUUAAGCAGAAACGCAUUUUGUACAAAAGUCCAAGAGGCAUGCUGCCCUCAUCUGAGCCCUGCCUGGGCCCCAGGCACUACAGCUCCUCAUCCAGCUGGGGAUGGACACUGGCCUGAAACUGCUGGAGGUCAAGGCCCCCCAGGGACGUGUCCACCCAGGGCCACAUUUACCUGUGACUGCUGCCUGGAAGCCUGGACUGGCUCAUCACACCAGCCUCCCAAGGACCUCGCUGGCCGGCAGUCCUGUCUGGCUGCCCCCACCCUGAGGCACCAGCCAAGGUUCCCAUGGAGACGAGAGUGUUGGGGCACCCACUGCGUGAGGGUGGAGUGUGGCCUGGCCUCCCCAGAAUCUCUGUUGGGACUGCUGUCUCCUCCUUCGGGAUCUGGUCCGAGUCUGUGCCGCCCGAGGCAGGGCCUGUGUGGCCAGCCUCCCACCUUCUGUACCAUGAUUCCCACUGGAGCCUUUGCAGUUUCUGGACAUGAGCUCAGUCACCAGGAUGUGAAUGGAUGACUGGCUGGUGGCCAUGAGGGGCAGCCACCUGAAAUUAGCAUCAAUAAACCACUCAGGCCUUUCU